AUGAUAAAGGUUCUUGGAUGUUAUGAGAUUAAUCUUAAUAAAAAGAUAAAUGAAGGGAGCUAAGCAUAAAUAUUUGAAUGUCUUAACACCGACACAAAUCAAGUUUGUUGUGCAAGAGUGAUUGAUAAAAAAUAAUUAAAUAACACUUAUUAUUUAAAGCAGUUUGAAGAAGAAAUAAAAGUUAUAGAAUAAUUAAAAUGGUAAAGACAUGAAAAUCUCUUAACUAUAUAUGAUUAUAAAGAAGAGGAAGAUUCUAUUUAUUAGUUUGCUGAAAAAUGUGAUGAAACUCUUCUUGAUUUUAUGAAACAAGGUAAAACUAUGUUAACAAUUGAUUUUUUAUAAUUUAUAAAGUAAAUAAGCAGUGGAUAUCUUCAAUUAAUGAAAAUUAAUGUAAUUCACAGAGAUUUGAAACCAGAAAAUAUUCUAAUAAAAUAUUUUCAAAACAAAAGCACUUUUAAAGUAUUCAUAUAACUAUAUAAGAUUUCUGACUUUGGAAUAAGUAAAAUAUUAGAUUAAUAAACAGACAGAAUAAAUACAUAUGGUAUAGGCACUUAAAACUAUUCAUCUCCAGAAAUGUUAUCCUAAACUGGCAAUUAUAAUUAUGAAUCUGAUAUUUUUUCAGUAAAAUUAUUUUAUAAGUUAGUUUGGUAUAAUAUUGUAUGAAUCUACUUCAGAAAGGAGUUUAUUUAAAAAUCUUCGGUAAUAAAAAGAAUUUUUUGAAUCACUAAAAAAGCAGAGUUUCAAAAAAUAUCUGUAGGAAAAUAACCUUAAUGUAAUUUAUCUAUUCUAUCUAGAUUAACAUUUAAGAUCGAAUUUUAGAUUUAUUAGAUUAAUUAAUAGUUCAUGAUCCAAAAUAAAGAAUUAGUUGGGAGAAUUUGAAUAAAUUAGCAAUUAAUUAAACUAAUGAAUUUUUUUCGUAUAAUUUGCCAAUCUCUUAAACUAAAGAGUAAAGAGGAGAAAGUAUGCAUUAAUCUACUUUUGAUUCUUCUUUAACAGAAAAUUUUAAUCAUUUAAAUUUAUAGUUUUCAUAGUCAUAGGUUAGAGAAUAUAAUGCUGUUAAUAAUUUAGCUUAAGUUUAGAAUUCUUUUGGAUUGAAGAAAUAAGAUUUUAUGAAAUAAAAACUCGACUAAAAUUAGCUCUAAUUUUAAAGAGUUCUUCCUACUCCUAUGAAUAAUCGUUAAAAUUUAUGCCAUACAAUCUCAUAUAAUUAAUUACCGUAAACUAAUUUACAAUAGUAAAAUUAAAUUCCAUAAACACCAUGUAUAUAAUAAUAAUUUUCAAAUAAUUAGCAAUAGAAAAAUUUAUUACCUUAACCUCUAUUUCUAUAAUAAUAAUAUCAUUAAGGGCCACAAGCUCAGUAAUAAUAAUAUUAAUAAUAAUUAUAAUAAUAAUAAUACCAAUAAUAAUAAUAAAAAAAUCAAUAAGUGAGUAGAGUAUAAUAUCAAAAUCAAAGCUGA
This is a messenger RNA of Paramecium sonneborni, 1457 nucleotides long. The record is from the annotation of a GenBank genome assembly. NCBI's taxonomy places the organism in Eukaryota, Ciliophora, Oligohymenophorea, Peniculida, Parameciidae.